Molecule: messenger RNA, 973 nt
Organism: Portunus trituberculatus (swimming crab)
Lineage: Eukaryota; Metazoa; Arthropoda; Malacostraca; Decapoda; Portunidae
Exons: 2
Coding region: 191-973 (260 amino acids)
Source: RefSeq, a predicted model, not a curated record
ACAUUAUUUCUCUGAUUUGUUUGACUUAUGUUAUGCCGCUGAUUGUGCAUAUUGGUUGGUGUUAUAUUAAAUGCGGUGCUGAUAGGAGGAUUUGAUUAAGUGUAACUUUGCAGCAUAGUUGGGGUAAUGCUGUAAUCAGACAUGUGGUGAAGUCUGCCUUGGCUGAUGAUGGGCGGUCAUUUUAGCAGCCAUGGAUGACUUGAAAAGGGAACGUGCUAAUGCCAAGAGGAGAUUCACCAGGAAGGUGGGACUCUUCAAGGAUGCACACAAGAGAGGAAACUCCACAGCAACCCUACAAGUAUUGUAUAGUGAAGUUUGUGAUUCUUUCAAAGUAGUGGAUGUGGUGAAUGAGAAAAUUAUUGACCUUUUAGAUGGUAGUUCAUCUUGCCAAGAGUAUGAAGACUAUAUCAUGGAAUUGGAAACUAUAAAGUGCACUCUUCUUGAGACAUUAAAAGAAAAACCUAAGGCUGUACUUGCCAUGAAAAAAAUUGAGCCUCCUAAAUUUGGUGGAUCUGUAAGGUCAUUUCCCUCGUUUAUUAGGGAUUAUACAAGACUGGUUGAAUCACAACAUGGUGAGGAUCCCUAUGUACUCAGAAUGUCACUAGAGGGGGAACCCAGGAGACUUGUAGAAGAUUUAAAUGAUUACAAAAGAAUGUGGGAGAGAUUGAAUGAAACAUAUGGUCAUGAAGGAAAGUUAAUUGAUUCAAUCUUGGGAGACAUUAGGUCAUAUAAGCCAAUAAGUGAAGGUGAUGAUAAACGGUUAAUCAAGCUAAUCAAUACUGUAGAAAAGGUAUGGUUAGAUGUAAGCAACUUGAACCUAACAAAGGAGUUGGAGAAUGUUACUGUCCUGACUCAAGUAGAAAAAUUGUUACCCUCUAUGUUGAAAAAGGAAUGGGCUAGUAAAGUACAACAAGUGAAGACUGACAAGUUUAAAGAGUUGGUUGCAUUCUUAACAGAGCAUCGAAAACUUUAG